AUGCUGAGGAUAUGUCAACUUAAUACACAGGCUGUGAUUGAGGUUGGUAUUGUUUCACUUCUUGUCCAACUGCUUCAAAAUGAUGUAUUUGAUAUACAAGAGGCAGCUGCUGCGGCUAUUUAUAAUGCCACGACCGUGGGAACUAAUGAGCAAAUUAAGUUCUUGGUGGACGAGGGUUGUAUAAAGCCACUUUGCCUUGAGAACAUUCUGAAGGGUGGAGAAGCUGAGAAGAACCAAUGUAACACCGAUGAUGUGAAUGUCUUUGCUCAGAUGAUUGAUGAUGCUGGAGGUAUACAGAAGAUUAAGGACCUCCAGACUGAUCACGAUGACAGACAAAUACGCGUAAAUGCCAUGAGGACACUUAAAAAAUAUUGGCCGGAAGAGGCCACAAAAUCCAAAUUCUCUAUGAACUACUUUUCAUAUGCACGGGGUCAUAUGAUUGAUGAUGCUGGGGGUCUUCAAAAGAUUAAGAACCUACAGACUCAUGACGACAGUGAAAUAUGCGAAAUAGCCUUGACGAUACUGGUAACUCAUUGGCAGGAAGAGAUUGAUGAGUAUUGCCUACGGGUGAUGCGCCGCUAUAGUUUCCCUUAUUGCUUCUUGUUGGAACCACGAAGUCGGCCUCUACCCAGUCUGCCUAGAUGUGGCUGCGACUGCGGCUGCGAAGGAGUUGCGACAGAUGGUGGAGUUGCCAUAGACUUGAAGAAAGUCCUAGUAGUCGACGGAGGUGGAGAGACGAGCCGAUAUAUGCUCAGUAGGUUCUUGUCCCGGAUACAGAGGUGGCGUCGCCCUGACAUCAAGGUUCUGUCAACUGAGCUCUUCCAUCCACGUCUGCUCUUUUAUGCCUGUUACGGUAAUGAAAAUGAGAAAAGUUGA
Molecule: messenger RNA, 876 nt
Organism: Fraxinus pennsylvanica
Lineage: Eukaryota; Viridiplantae; Streptophyta; Magnoliopsida; Lamiales; Oleaceae
Source: the annotation of a GenBank genome assembly